UGUGUUUAUUUAUUUAUUUUAACUAAUAAUUUUACUAUAAUAUGCAGCAAGCGGAAUAAACUAUAGUGGGCUAUUUUGAUCACUUUUAAUUUUGUCUAAAAUAUGAGGUGAUAACAUAACACAUCACAUGUUCAAAACAUAAAGUAAUCUAAAUAUGCUAUAUUCCCAGAUCCCAAAUAUUACUGAAUAUGUAUAGUUUAAAAUGAAACAUCAGUUUGGUUGUACUGCUUUGUGCUCAAGAGGACCCAGAGACCGCCACCUCUUGUCUAUUAAUGUUUACUCCCUCUGGUGGUGGAAAUAGUCAAUUACAACUUUCUUCUCAGAAUUCGAAGUCUAAUAUUCCAAAAUUCCAAUAUUAUUAUUCAGUUGUCACUGCAUCACUGAGAGUCAGAUUUAUUAGGAACAUUUUUACUCACAAAGACUUAUCCUUAUUAUGUCAGCAAGCUAAAUUCAUUACAGUUUUAUUUUUACAAUUCACACUGACAGUAACAGGUAGAUAGUGGGCUUCAGCACAGGGUGAGAGGUGUGACCGCUCUAUGAUGUCACACUAGAUAUCAGUGAAAAAGCAGAGUUGGGUUAGGACGGGGGUCAAACCAGAGAGAGUUUGAAAUGGACACAGACAAAUCUCAGCAACAGUUCUCUGAAAAUUACUCUGAGGUCACCGUUAGCUCAAGUGCAGAUGUUCAUAAUCGCCCAAGAAAAGAAUCUGGGACAUCUGAGAGCGUCCGGGGUGAGGGAGGACGAGUGAGACCGUACCCCUCACCAUCCCGCAGGAGACACCGAACUACCUUCAGCAAUGAGCAGCUGGAACAGCUGGAGCUAGCUUUCAGACAGAACCACUAUCCUGAUAUCUACUACAGAGAGGAGCUCGCCAGAGCCACCAAACUCAACGAGGCUCGCAUACAGGUGUGGUUUCAGAACCGGCGUGCCAAGCAGCGCAAGCAGGAGCGUGUCCCUCAGAAAGCGCUGCCGGUGAGCAUGAUGCCCGGACGAGGGCCUCUCUUCAGCAGCAUGUGCGUGUCUCCCUCCGCCUUGAGCCGGCAGUACCAGUGCCCUCAUUCACUGCCGCAUCUGCCCCGAUUCUCAUCAGUGCUGCCCCCUGGAGGAUACCCGCCCCAGCCGUCAACACACGCCUCCAGACAGCCUGAAGACUGGUACAGUCAACUGCGCAACAUCGGACCGGCCACCACCACAGUGCUCUCUGUGUCCACACUGGAAACCGCUAGUCACUGGAACUAGAGCAAGUGCUGUUCUACCACCGGUUUAUACACCAGAAUGAAUAAAUCUUUUUAGUGACAAAGAAA
This is a messenger RNA of Carassius gibelio (silver crucian carp), 1304 nucleotides long. Its product is annotated as homeobox protein prophet of Pit-1-like. Lineage: Eukaryota; Metazoa; Chordata; Actinopteri; Cypriniformes; Cyprinidae. The record is from RefSeq and is a predicted model, not a curated record. Gene Ontology annotation, molecular function: DNA binding; DNA-binding transcription factor activity, RNA polymerase II-specific. The transcript is spliced from 3 exons. Gene Ontology annotation, biological process: pituitary gland development; regulation of DNA-templated transcription. Bases 610 to 1239 code for a protein of 209 amino acids.